Molecule: messenger RNA, 1503 nt
Organism: Miscanthus lutarioriparius
Lineage: Eukaryota; Viridiplantae; Streptophyta; Magnoliopsida; Poales; Poaceae
Source: the annotation of a GenBank genome assembly
AUGGCCGCCGCGGCGGCGGCAGCGGCGGGCGCGGCUUCUUCCAUCCUCUCCUCCGCGCCCCCGCGCCGCCUCCCCUUCCCUCCAGCCCACAUCCGCAAACCCCUCGCCGCGGCCGCGGCCAAGGCCCUCACUCUGCCACCGCAGAAACUCCUCCGUCUCCCGUGCCCGCCCGCUCCAUCCGCCCCCGCCUCGCCGCCUCCACCCGAGGGGGCCGAGAAGCCGGACCCCGUCAAGCUCGCUUUCGCCCGCGCCGCCGCGUACAAGAAGGAGAGGGACAGCCCGAGCCCGGCCCCGGCGCCGGUCCCGCCUCCCACGCCGCCGCCACAAUCUCCACCACCGUCGCUGCCACAGGCUUCGGUAGUUGAGCCCGGCAGUAAGGAGGCCUUCAAGCGGGCGUUGGAGUACAGAAACGGCAACGGGGCCGGAGCGGGCGCGGCUGGUGGUGGUGACUCCCCGCUGCUGGGAGGCUCGCCGGAUUUUGGUCAGAAUGCCUUACUUAGUGAAGAAGUCUCGUUUGGCAAGAAAGGAGGGUACGAGUUUGAUGAGAAGGAUUUCUUGGGUCUCGACUUUUUUGAGAAAAAACGUUCUAAAGGUCUACCACCUGGGCUGGCUCCAGCCUUUGAGCCUUUACGAGAUGACGAUUUUCCUGAGGUGGAGAUAAUAGUUGGAGACCCUAGCAAAUUCGAGAAGUCUCCUCGCCCAACAGAAAUCCAACCGGUAGACGACACAGAGGCAGAGGAAACAUCUCAAUCAUCAACUACUAAACCAAAUGAAUCUGACAAGGUAGCACCCCCUUCAACUGUUCUUGAGCCAGAAGAAGAUGAAGAUGUUUAUAGACCCACGGUUAGAUCAUGGGGGAUGUUUCCAAGGCCCCAAAAUAUUUCAAAGGCGUAUGGCGGUGGAAGAAAUAUACGCCUUGGUGGAGAGACUCUAAGUGCAGAAGAAAAGGCAGCCAAGGAUAAGCGCACCAAAGAGCUAAUAGCUGCAUAUAGGAAUCGACAAAACAUAGUAAUCGAUGCAAAGACAAAAGCAGAGUGCAUCGAGGCCUUGAGGGAAGGUGAUGAGAUGAUGAAUACUGGAAGGCUUAAACAAGCAUUGCCUUAUUAUGAAAAAGUGAUGGACGCUGUGGACUUUAAGACUGAACUUCAUGGAAAGGCUGCUCUGCAAUGGUCCAUCUGUCUCGAUUCACUCUGCAGGUCCAAGGAAGCAAUGAGCAUGUACAGCAAACUUAAAAACCACCCGAAUGUUGAGAUCAGAAAGAAAGCAAACAUGUUUGUGUUCAGCUUUCAGGCAAUGGAUUUCAUGAAGGUGAGCAGCAUUCCAGUGCCCAAAAGCACAGGCUACGAGACGUACUUCACCAAAUUUGGCAGCCAGAAGAAUUACUACGCGAGCUUAGACGAGCCAGAGGUGGGGAUCGGCCAGAUCAUCCCGUACAUGAUCUUUCUUGUCUCGCCGAUAUUUAUAGUUGCUUUUGUUGCACUGAGAAAAUCCUUUCAGUUAUGA